Molecule: messenger RNA, 1113 nt
Organism: Hansenula ciferrii
Lineage: Eukaryota; Fungi; Ascomycota; Saccharomycetes; Phaffomycetales; Wickerhamomycetaceae
Exons: 1
Coding region: 1-1113 (370 amino acids)
Source: RefSeq, a predicted model, not a curated record
AUGGGAGAGAUUAUCAAAUUAAAUGAUUCUUUGUUUCGCUCAAAAACUCCUGAGUUUAAGUUAGAUUAUAAUAUUUUUAAGAAUUUUUUUGAAGAAGGUUAUGGUACUUCAACUAAGCUGAUGUUUAAACCACCAUUAAACAAAGGAACGUUAAAGUUGAAAUUAAUUAUGGAUAAGAAUGUUAUUAAAAUACCAAUGAUGAAAAGAUAUGAUGUUGAUAGCUUAAUGAUUUUAGGGUCAUUUGCGGUAAUUUACAAAGCUUUAUUUCUUAAGAUUGAUGCAGAUUUAGCUGAAGAGAAAUUUAGAUGUAUUGAUGAUGAGAGAUUCAAAGAUGUUGUUACAGGAAAAGAUAUGAUUGUUCUUGUUGAUGACAUUAAUGGUAUUGUUGAAUUCUUUAAGCAAAAUUAUAAAUCCGAAUUACGGAAACUAAAGACUGAUUACACCAAUGUGGAAAUUGAAAUACUGGAGAAAAUUACAAAUGUUUGUUGGCAUAUUAGCUUAGUUAAAAAUGAAGGGAUUCUACAAAGAGCUGCUAAUAAAAGUUAUUUACAAUAUGGAGAAGUGUUUCUACCAGAUCUACUCACGAUAAUAUCGAUGUAUCACGAUGAAUCAUUUAAAUGUUUUGUUGAAAUUGGUGCUGGCCUUUUUCAAAACAUUUAUAUCAUCAAUACAUUGAAAUUAUUCGAGAGUUUGAUCGGUUUCGAAGUGAAUUUCAAAUUAAAGAAAGUCAUGAAACAUUAUAAGAAAAACUUUAGAAAGAUUUGUGAUUUAUUGAGGCUUAAUCAUGAUAUGAGAAUGUACAAAACAAAAGUUAUAUUCUCCAAAGAUGAGAAAGCUUUUAUGAAGUUACACAAUUACGAACAAAAAUGUAUGGUUUUUGCUUCAAAUUUGCUGUUUUCUGAAUCAAGUUUGAUGGAUUUAAGAGAUAUUUAUUUGAAAGAUGAAAUUCAAAAAGGAUCAAUUUUUAUUUCAUAUAAAUUACCAAUUUUUGCAGAAUAUUCUAGAGGUAAAAGUGAAGAAAUUAAAAAUUCAUUGUUUAAUCAUAAAGUAUUCAUGUCUAGAUGUUCGUGGAGUAGUUCAUUGGUUCCACUUCAUAUUUUAGAAAGAAAAUAA